This is a messenger RNA of Hyposmocoma kahamanoa, 6052 nucleotides long. It is a transcript of the gene Prosap, whose product is annotated as protein shank. Gene Ontology annotation, molecular function: ionotropic glutamate receptor binding; synaptic receptor adaptor activity. The record is from RefSeq and is a predicted model, not a curated record. The transcript has 24 exons. Gene Ontology annotation, cellular component: postsynaptic density; postsynaptic membrane; dendritic spine. Lineage: Eukaryota; Metazoa; Arthropoda; Insecta; Lepidoptera; Cosmopterigidae. Bases 179 to 3838 code for a protein of 1219 amino acids.
CGCGUAUUUAUUCGAUACAAUAUUAGAAGUGGAUUAUCAAACAACAUUUAUUACUAAAUUGUGAUUUGUGUUGUGGAUUACGUGCUACUUUAUGGUGUUGUGUGUGCAACAAGUUAUUUUUUUGUGCUUACAAUAGUUGGAUUUUUUCUUUAACGCAUUUUUGUGAUGGCGUAGCGUAAUGGAGGGCGAGUGCUCGGAGGGCACGGAGGGCUGGCUGUUGGUGCGCGUGCACGUUCCCGAGCUGAACGUGCAGAAGAGCCUGCAGUUCCCGCGCGACCAGCUCGUCUGGGAUGUCAAGCAGCAGUGCCUCGCUGCAUUGCCCAAGGUGGCCACUUGGUACAGGGAACUAAAAGAGAGCUUCAACUAUGGUUUGUUCUGCCCGCCCGUCAACGGCAAGGCGGGAAAGUUCCUCGACGAAGAACGCCGCCUCGGCGACUACCCCUUCAAUGGACCCGUUGGAUAUCUCGAGUUAAAAUACAAACGUCGAGUCUACAAAAUGUUAAAAUUAGACGAGAAGACCUUAAAGGCACUGCAUUCACGUGCCAACCUGCGCCGGUUCCUCGAGCACGUAACGCACGCGCAGGUCGACAAGAUCACCAAGGCUUGCGCUAAGGGUCUUGAUCCUAACUUCCAUUGCCAGGAAACUGGAGACACUCCACUAACAAUCGCAGCCGGUCUAAAAACACCGGGCAAAGUUCUCAUCGCGCUCGUUAACGGCGGAGCACUACUCGACUACCGGACCAAAGAUGGCAGCACUGCCAUGCACCGCGCUGUUGAAAAAAACUCUCUUGAAUCUGUGAAAACACUCCUCGAUCUUGGCGCUUCGCCAAAUUAUAAAGACGGGAAAGGUUUAACACCCCUGUACCUCUCUGUGACUUGUAAGACAGACCCGCUGCUAUGUGAAACGUUGUUGCAUGAUCAUGCGACUAUUGGAGCUACGGAUUUACAGGGAUGGCAGGAAGUGCAUCAGGCAUGUCGCAACGGUCUAAUCCAACACCUAGAUCACUUGCUCUUUUACGGUGCUGAUAUGAAUGGUCGAAACGCGUCCGGGAACACCCCGCUGCACGUCUGCGCCGUCAAUGGACAAGACUCCUGCGCUAGACAGCUGCUGUUCCGUGGGUGCGAUAAGGAGGCCCUGAACUUUGCGAAUCAAACACCUUACCAGGUUGCAGUCAUAGCAGGAAACUUAGAACUAGCCGAAGUUAUAAAGAAUUACAAGUCAGAAGAAAUCGUGCCAUUCCGUGGGCCUCCCCGGUACAACCCAAAACGCCGCUCAGCUGCAUGGGGUGGUUGGUGGACCGCAGGAGACCGGUCUUCUCUCGCCUCAUCUACCAGAAUCCCAGCUGAAUUCGACGCCCUCCUCCGUCGCCAAGGUCCGGCUGCGUCACCAUGCAGUCUCGAAAGACCCUUCUCAUCUGCUUCUUCAAGCAUCAGCGAUGCCAGUCAUCCUAGCCAUGAGGAUGACGCCAGCAUUUUGACAGAUAAAAGCGCGGGCGACACUAGCGACAUCAUCUCGGACUCCAGCGGCGUUGGGACCAGCAACUCAGAUACUACCACCUGCUCCCUGCAGACAGCUGGAGCCACCGCCGUUUGCCUACAGCCAUACGAGCCUACGGCGCCGAAGCACAUACGUCUCAACCAGGGCGAUAUUGUUGAAGUCACAGGAGCGACUGACGAUGGUCUUCUAGAAGGAACAGUGAGGGGCUCAGGGGCAACUGGUUUCUUUCCAAUACACUGCGUGCAGGAGGUACGGCUUCGACACUUACAUCAGGUGUUACCAUCGGGCCCGAUGCACCACUCGCGAGUGACAGGUCGGAGAGAGAUGGCUCUAAGUAAAACCUAUAGUGCCACUGCACCCAGGAUAAAGAAAACCUAUGGAAACAUGGAAACGCGUACAGUGAUCCUCCACCGCGCCCGCCGCGGUUUCGGCUUCGUGUUAAGAGGUGCCAAGGCCUCGUCUCCGCUCAUGGAGUUACGUCCCUCAGAACGCUGUCCAGGUUUGCAGUAUCUGGACGAUGUGGACGCUGGCGGAGUGGCUGAUAGAGCUGGAUUGAAGAAAGGAGAUUUUCUUGUUGCGAUCAACGGUGAAGAUGUAUCAGCAGCAUCACAUGAACGUGUAGUGGAGCUGAUCAGGAACUCCGGGGCACUCGUCUCCAUGACUGUUGUCUCGUUGAACAGUGUGAAUGGAAACAACGAGAACAACAUGUGUACGGUGCCGACGAGCAAGUCCCAAAACCAGCUCUCCAACUCGGGUCGGCCCUAUGCGGCCACGCUCCCCAGGAAAGGUGCUGGCGGUCGCAGCCCUGCCCCUGCUCCGCCGCGACGAGAUCCUCGCACUACGCUUAGCGUCGGCAGAGCUCGUGCCAAGUCAAUGGUCGCUGGUUUGGAAAACGGUGGUGAAAAAGAAGAAAGCUGUGAGCCUCUGAGCGUAGCUGGCAAGUCCUCAUCCGCAGAGUCUGUACAACUACACAGUGGAAGCAAUAGUGGCACCCCCUCAGGUGGAACUCCGGUCGCCCCUCGCACGGCGUCAAUCCGGCAGAGACCCGCGUCAGGGCGCAUCACGGCUGCUGAGCUAGAGGAGCUCUUCCAGAGACAAGCUGACGCUGAUAAUGCUGGCAACGCAAUGAUGACUCGGUCGGCAUUCCAAGGCGGGUCAAAUUCACCCCCCUAUUCACCGGCAAGGACGCCGGGGCGCGUGUACGCCUCAGUCGCAGAGAUGAAGCGGUCUAAGGGAAAGUUCUGGUCGAAAUCCACGGGCAGUCUCCGACGGGAUUUCCACUCCACGCCUGACCUUGCCGCUGAACAACUCUCGCAUCCACCUCGAACGCGAUCUAGCGAAGAUGUUCAAGGGCGCGUACCCCCGCCGGCCCACCCACCCCCGCCGCCUCCUGCCGCCCCUGCAUCCACAUUCCGCCCCGCCGACCAGGCCAAGCUGUACGCAUCGCCCCGAGACCUUGGCCCCGUCGCUUACAGGCCAGCGAGAACUGAAUCUAACCACACAGUCCGCAAGUCGUCGUCGCUGCGAUCGUGGGCGGGUCCAACUCGGCCGCAGAGCGCCGACGAGCCGGCCAACCAGUACGCGCAGCCCUUCAACACGCACAAGGGCUUUGUUAGACAGAACUCAACGCCAGCGCCGCCGAUUCCAGAGCCGGACUACAGCAUGUCGGAGUCGGACGACGAAAAUUCCGUGAAACCUAAGAGUGAGCCCGCGCCGCCUGCAGAGACAAGCGCUAAUAGCAAUGCUAGUGGCAGCAGUUCAGGCUCGAGUUCAAUGCAGCACUCGUUUUCGGUCGAUGAAAUACAGAAGAUACGGACUCGACUGAAGUCGUCCAAGUCUUGUGGGGAUGAACUUGGUACUGUAGAAAGAGACGACGGCGACAAUUCUUCCUCCGGAGUGUCCUCAGACCAGGAGGCCCAGGCCAAACCGCAGCCGCGACGCGAUAAGGUCUCGUUCUGCAGCUCCGUCACUGUCAAAUCCUCCAACGACGUCAUCAGCACGGAACCGGUGCACAGUUCAUCGGAGAGCCUGGCGACUCCGCCGCCGCCCAUGCAGAGACACAACUCCCUCACUCGCAAGAGAGCUACAGCAGCCUUGCUCAGGGGAACUAUAGGCGCCGCUCGAGGCAAAUCGGCUGCGGAACGGCUGGGCGUGGACAUAGACAAAGCGCCAGGCCGGAAAGCUAGAGCUGCGGUGUUGCUAGCGGAAUUGCCGCCCCCGCCCGAGGAGCCGGCCGGCGCCGCAGACCCCAGCGCGCCGGUACUGGCCCCGCCGCCGCAGUUCAGCGACCGCGUGCGUGUCGUCGCCGCUCUACCGAAGCAGCUCGCGCACCUGCAGUGAAAAGCGACUGCCAGCCCUGUCAAACAAGUUUCGAGAGAACUAGACUCUUGGGCCGAACACCUUGAAAAACCCUUCGCUAGAUACGUUUAGCUCUUGAGCGGAUCUUACAGGUAUUAUAGCGCGGUCUUAGAACUGAUAGGUAGUACUUACUUACCACUGGAAGUAGAUAACCUUCAAAUCGAGCUCACAUUGAGUCUUUUAUAGUGCCAAAUAAGUUUGAUAGAGUUUUUCUCGUCACACCGAUUUGUAUUUCUCGGGUUUUUCACGGUUUUUCUUAUGUCGUAUAUUGCACUGGAGCUAUUUGUGAGCUGCGUUUGAUUGGUGUCACAUCUUAUGAACCAUAAUUUAUAAAUAACUUCACGUUUUGAACACUGUCGUAGGCAUAACACGUUGUAAUUAAACACGCGUUCUUUUGGCAAAAUGAAUAGUAAAAUAAGCGAAACUUUUUGUAAUCAAACGACUAAAUGAAACCAAAGAUUUAUAGUAUUUAUUGUUGAUGAGUAAACUAUAGUUGAAACUAAUUUUUAUACAUUCCCUUAUUAACUAUGUAGUAUAAUAUGUUUCAGAAUCGAUUUUUAUAAUAUAAUUGAAUUUGUUUUAUUGUUAUUACUAUGAAUUCGUGUAAAAUGUGGUCUCCGAAGUGUCAAAUUUAUGUUUUUAUUAUCCGUGUGUAUAGAUAUAAUUUAUAGCCGAUUCUUUUGUAUGCAAUCCUACCCUCUUACAACGCAACCAAGUGCCAUCGUGUCUAUGAUUUUUAAAAUAUUUUUAUAUGUAUCUGUAAAUAUUUUACAAGAGCUAUUUGAUAGGUUAAAAGAGUGGACUAGGAACGUUUACAAAAAUGCAUCCGGCCAACAUGAAUAUUAUUUACAAAAUAAUUAAUUAUAUUUGAAAGGAGAAACACAAUAUUUAUUUGACUAUGGAUUAAUGAUUAUUAUAUAAAAUGUGUUCUAUGAAUCGAAUAUUUAAUUUUAAAUUCGUCCAUAGUAAUUACGCGACUAGUCCAUUCUUUUGACGCCACUUAAAUGUUAUAUUAGCGGCCUGCACGUCGCGAAUGUGUUCUCAAUACUAGCGCUUAUUAUUGCUCGACGCAUUAGUAUGGUCAUCCGUUCCAUUGAAUUGUACAUUUUUAUACUACAGUCUAUCCAUAUUGAUAUUUUCCUGUGGCUGUAACUUCUCGUUUUCUUAAACUUUCGUCACAGACUACUUAAUAAUUGCUACGUAACAGAUACAUCACUCAUACAUAAUCGAAAAUACCAACGCUAUAAUAGUCUACUAAAUCUGGCUAAUGAAACCAGGCGCUCACUACGAGGUAAAAGGAACCUAAGCACAUGUUCGGAGAGAUGAAAAUAACGUUUCCCGCCGUGUGCAGUCGUGCGGAACCGAAUGCUGGGGAUGUACUGUACUGUACUGGGGUGUGGGAAGGAUUGUAAUGGAAAUGAAAGACUUGUCUGUGCGCUUGCACUGUCAUCGAUACACUCACCAGUAGACACUAUCGCGUAACCUCGAGCGAGUGAUGGAGUCAUGCUUUCGUCACUACUAUCAAUUUCGAAUUUGAGACAAAUGCAGUUAGUUUUAUGCCAUUUAGUAAAUCUUUUUACUUAAUAAACGUCAACAGGACAUUAUCACGUUGGAAAGACUUUAAUCGAAGGCAUCCGUGCAUCUUUUAGAUAUAUACUUAAAGCGAAGUAAGGAAAUGUAACACCAAUACUUAUUAUGUUCAUAUAUCAUUGUAUUAUUGUAUUUAAAACUGUUCUCUACGUAUUGGCCCCUUAUAUACUUGUCAAAUUGAUUACGAUGUUAUAUCGUAGACGUUAGGGCUCUUUAUUGACAGUUUUUUGAGUGACAAUAUUAUUUUCCGUUCAAAUACGAGCUUGUUCGGUCAAAAUCAUCUUUGACCACAUUAGAUAGAAAGUAAUAGGAAAAAAUCAAUGCACGGUUCUCUCAUAAGUAAUUAAUUAUUGCCUCACACGAGCUUUUUUUUGGUUAUCUUUGACUUCAUACAAAAUUGUUUGAAUAGAACCGUUUGAAUGGUGCCCCACUGCACUUGCUGUGUAAAGCUCCUUCGUGUUCCUUCUAACGUCAUGUAAAAAGACUUUCAUAACUAACACUUUCAAUUCUUGUCCUUUCUUUUUACAAGUUGUUUUCGAAAACUGUCAAUAAAGUUAUUUUAACCUUUAAAAACUUAGGUUAGAAUAAACACUGCCAAGAUGGGCC